AGCUGAGCUGCUCGCCUCGCAUCGCCUCUGCUCUGGGCCGCCAUGUGGCUCGCCCCCCUUCUCCUCGGCGCCUUUCUGCUCUCCAGCCCCGUGCGCGGGAGCGACGGCUCGGCUUCCACUGCUAUCACGUGCUUUACAAGAGGACUUGACCUUAGAAAGGAGACAGAAGAUGUCCUUUGCCCAGCAAACUGUCCUCUAUGGCAAUUUUAUGUCUUUGGAGAUGGAGUUUAUGCCUCUCUUUCCAGUGUCUGCGGAGCUGCCAUACACAGCGGGGUGAUCACCAAUGCAGGAGGAGCUGUAAGGGUACAGACUCUCCCAGGACAGGAAAACUACCCUGCUGUAAAUGCCAAUGGGAUCCAGUCUCAGGUGCUCGCCAGAUGGGCUUCGUCUUUCUCAGUGACUCGUACCAAGAACGCAGCACUUGAAGCAGUUGGGCGAUCAGUAUCAACAGCACGUCCUUCUACAGGUAAAAGACCUAAGAAGCCACUUGAUAAAAAGGCUGGAAACAAAGACUGUAAAGCUGAUAUUGCAUUUCUUAUUGAUGGAAGUUACAACAUCGGCCAACGCAGAUUUAAUUUGCAGAAAAACUUUGUUGGAAAAGUAGCUGUGAUGUUGGGAAUUGGAACAGAAGGGCCUCACGUUGGAGUUGUACAAGCCAGUGAACAUCCAAAAAUUGAAUUCUAUCUGAAAAACUUCACUGCUGCAAAAGAAGUUUUGUUUGCCAUAAAGGAACUAGGGUUCAGAGGAGGCAAUUCUAAUACAGGGAAAGCUUUGAAGCACACAGCUCAGAAAUUCUUCUCUUUAGAAAAUGGAGCACGCAAAGGAAUUCCCAAGAUCAUUGUAGUGUUCCUAGAUGGGUGGCCCUCAGAUGAUAUAGAAGAAGCUGGCAUAGUGGCCAGAGAAUUUGGAGUCAAUGUAUUCAUUGUAUCUGUAGCGAAACCCACAACAGAGGAGCUGGGAAUGGUACAAGACAUUGGUUUUGUUGACAAAGCUGUCUGUCGAAACAACGGCUUCUUCUCUUACCAGAUGCCCACCUGGUUUGGUACUACCAAAUAUGUAAAACCUCUUGUCCAAAAAUUGUGUUCACAUGAGCAGAUGUUGUGUAGCAAGACAUGCUACAACUCUGUCAACAUAGGUUUCUUGAUAGAUGGUUCCAGCAGCGUUGGAGACAGCAACUUCCGCCUUGUACUUGAAUUCAUCAGCAAUGUUGCAAAGGCUUUUGAGAUCUCUGACAUUGGUUCCAAGAUUGCAGCUGUGCAGUUCACAUACGAUCAGCGUACCGAGUUCAGCUUCACAGACUACACCACUAAAGAAAAGGUCCUCUCGGCUAUCCGGAACAUUCGCUACAUGAGCGGUGGCACUGCUACUGGUGAUGCCAUUUCUUUCACAACCAGAAAUGUGUUUGGGCCAAUGAAAGAUGGACCUAACAAAAAUUUCCUCGUUGUUUUGACUGAUGGUCAGUCUUAUGACGAUGUUAGAGGACCUGCUGCUGCUGCACAAAAAGCAGGAAUAACUGUCUUCUCUGUUGGUGUUGCCUGGGCACCUCUGGAUGAUCUGAAAGACAUGGCUUCUGAACCAAGAGAAUCCCAUACUUUCUUCACUAGAGAGUUCACAGGAUUAGAGCAGAUGGUUCCUGAUAUUAUUAGAGGCAUCUGUAAAGAUUUUUUGGACUCUAAACAGUAAAGCAAAAAUCUGCUGUUGGAUAUUACUACUUUGAAACUAAAAAUCAUGAAACUGAAACAGUCCCUCUAAAGUACAGAUGUUCUAUUCUUACAUAUACUAUCAUAAUGCAAGAGAAGAAGGGCUACUUUGUGUUUCUGUAGUCAGUCAAGGAUUCAUGUGAGCUUGUUAGAAGUUGUACUUAAUACUGGAGUGCAGAAUUUGGCCAACAGCUAUUAUUUUCAAUACAUGUAUAGUAUACCCAAGUUUAAAGCUAUGCAUAUCGUGCACUUAAGGCUAUCAGAUAUCAGCAGAGGAAACAGUACAGCUCUGACAUUUUUGCUGUCACUUGUUAGACGUCUUCUUAUGAGUUAAACAACAUAAUUUUAAAUACACGGUACUAUCAUCUUCUUCUAUAAGCCUUCUGUAGCUUAUGAUUCUGUAUCUUUUCAAGGAGUUCUGCUGAUAGCAUGAAGUACUUUCAGUGCUACAGUUGCACAACAUCCAUUAUUGCCAGGCAGUUUAAGAAAAGAUACAACAGAUUGUAGCUAAUCAGUCUAUUUUUACUAGUUGAGGUUUUGCUGUUGUGAAUGAUACUGCCAUCUGGUUGGCAAAGUUUACAUCAAAAGACAUUUAACUUCUACCCACAGGUUUCUGUGGAUCUAUGUUGUUCAGUUCUUUUGGCACAGAUUUUGAAAGGUAUUUAAGGCACAGUAGUUCUUUUUGAGAAUCUGGAUCGUAACAUAUUAGCUGAUACUACUGCUUCCUACACCACUGAAGUCAACAGUGAUAUUCCUAAUAUAUCUAAUUAACAACCAGAUUUUUUCCUGUCUAUGCUUUGUACUGUCUUGAUUUUACAAAGUUGUUAUUGGCUAGACAGCUAGAGUCAGGAAUCUUGGGUGAAGAGAUUAAAUUAGACCACACACUGGGAACUGAAAGGAUUCAAAUUCAAAUCCAAAGGUAUCUCAAACCUUGAAACCUAACUGAUUUAUAUCAGAUUACAUGGUUAGAAAAAGAAAAGAGUAGGCAGACACGUAAGUGGGAUUCAGUAGCUCACAGAAUAACAACUUUCUAAUGCUAGUAAAAACAUCUUUAAAGAUGUGUGAGGUUAUCUGAAGAUGAAAGAAUAAUUUUCUUGAAAAAAGGCUUUAAUUUGCUUACAUACUUAGUAAUGUGUUGAUACAUUUAUACCUACAUGCAUGUGGUUAAAAUAAUGCAGUAUUCACCGAGUUAUUCCAGGUUCCUGGUGUGAAUAACAUACUUCAAGUAUUCUUUAGAAAAUAAAGGUUUUUGCAAGUAAAAUAUACAGUGGAAAACAAAACAGCACUUUCCCUAUCAAUCUAGGCUUUCCCUUUUUUCCUCUGCCCUCGCUAUUGAUUGUAAAAUUCAUAGUAGUUAUGGAGCAGCACAGAAGGAAUUGUAUUCAUCAGGCUUCUGUUGUGUGUUUUUUAAUAACUUAUGACUGGCUAUAUAUUACACUAAACAUGAAUGGCAAAGA
Harpia harpyja (harpy eagle) is the source of this 3157-nucleotide messenger RNA. RefSeq names its product cochlin (gene COCH). The transcript has 11 exons. NCBI's taxonomy places the organism in Eukaryota, Metazoa, Chordata, Aves, Accipitriformes, Accipitridae. The record is from RefSeq and is a predicted model, not a curated record. The coding region runs from base 43 to 1683 and encodes 546 amino acids.